Giardia duodenalis is the source of this 672-nucleotide messenger RNA. Its product is annotated as Ankyrin repeat protein 1. The record is from RefSeq and is a predicted model, not a curated record. The transcript has a single exon. NCBI's taxonomy places the organism in Eukaryota, Fornicata, Diplomonadida, Hexamitidae. Bases 1 to 672 code for a protein of 223 amino acids. Gene Ontology annotation, molecular function: protein binding.
AUGUCGUCUACAGAUGAUUCGGAUCACUGCUCUCAGGAGUGCGACCGUACCUUGCCUCCUACGCCCGAGAAUGACACAGACGAUGAGUAUAUGAGUGAAGACAUUCCCACCGAGUCUUCAGAGAUGGAUGGUGAAGAUGGCAUGGACGAGGACGGCGUCACUGAGCUCAUGAAGGCGGCCAGACGAAACGACGUAGAUGCAGUGAAGCGCUAUAUUCCUCAGCAGGCGGGAAUGGUGGCGAAGUUUUUCAAGGCGGGAGGCGUAAAUAUAUAUGAAGGGACAGCCCUGAUGGUCGCCGCGGUGCUUGGACACGCCGAGGUGGUGAAGCUGCUGAUGAAGCACGAGAGUGGAAUGAUGAGCAGCGAUAAGCACACCGCCCUUAUGUGGGCGGCAGUCAACGGUCAUACUGAGGUUGUGAGGCUACUCGUGGAGGUUGAGGGCGGCAUGAAGAGGAGCGAGGGCUGGACUGCUCUCGUCGGUGCAGCAUCCUUUGGCCAUUUGGAGUGUGUUAAAUUACUGCUAGAGAAGGAGAAGGACGUAGGCGGCGAGGUUGCCCUCUACAUGGCUAGUACAUGGGGUAACUCCGAGGUGGUGUCUUUUCUCAAAAGUAAGGGUAUUGUAGAUCCAUACUUACAAAUGUUGUCCAGAAAGGCCGUGAGUGAACGCGCUUAA